Aspergillus pseudoviridinutans is the source of this 186-nucleotide messenger RNA. RefSeq lists its product as uncharacterized. The coding region runs from base 1 to 186 and encodes 61 amino acids. The transcript has 2 exons. NCBI's taxonomy places the organism in Eukaryota, Fungi, Ascomycota, Eurotiomycetes, Eurotiales, Aspergillaceae. The record is from RefSeq and is a predicted model, not a curated record.
AUGGGCAACUUUGAAUCCAUCAGGCCCGAUAACCCCAGAUCCAACGAUAUCGUUACCACCAUGAACCGGCUGCUCCGCUCGAACUUCGCCUAUGUCAUCUACGAUACACACAAGCCUAAGCAGCUCCUCCAAGGCAUCCAUGAACGGUUCACCCAGAUCGAGGGCUUGGCAUGUCAGAAAUAUUAG